Molecule: messenger RNA, 6787 nt
Organism: Bacillus rossius redtenbacheri
Lineage: Eukaryota; Metazoa; Arthropoda; Insecta; Phasmatodea; Bacillidae
Product: dolichyl-diphosphooligosaccharide--protein glycosyltransferase subunit 1
Exons: 10
Coding region: 139-1953 (604 amino acids)
Cellular component (GO): oligosaccharyltransferase complex; membrane
Source: RefSeq, a predicted model, not a curated record
GCCUUUCUACAAUGUAUGCGGUCUAUGGUUGCCACCCGUUCGACGCCACGUAGCAGUAGCGUGUCUGCUUAUUUGAUGUUGAUUUGAAGUGGAGAUUUGAAUGGACUGUUCGAUUUCCUAGCCAGCGAGUUAUUAACGAUGCAUUCGUGUGUCGUUCUACUGUGUUUUUGUGUGCUGGUUUUAAGUGGUGUGCUUGUGGAAGCAGCAGAUUCCUUAAAUAAUGAUCUUGUCAACAAAAAUGUUCACCGGUCUAUCGAUAUUAGCUCUCAACUUGUGAGAAUAUCUCACAAAAUAACCCUCGAAAACACAGGAAAAUCUGGGGUGAAGAGUUUUAUGUUCACAACAGAACAGCAGUUCGCAAAAAAGCUCUGUUUCAUUAGUGCUCAGACUGGUGAUUCUGGUAAAACAUCUUUGAAAGUGGUGCCAACCACUGUGGGAGGCAGAGGAAAUGAACCCUUUUGGAGAAUCGACUUGGCAGAUACUCUGCAGCCAGGAAAAUCUGUUGUCGUCGACGUGGACACGGUGUCCAGCAAGCUGCUGACGCCGCUGCCCGCCGCCAUCUCGCAGAAGGAGAAGCAGCUGGUGAUCUACGAGGGCAGCCACUACUUCUACAGCCCGUACUUCACCGCCAAGCAGUCGGCGCUGGUCGCCCUCCCCUCCCGCAACGUCGAGAGCUACAGCAAGCUGAAGCCCACGUCGCAGUCGGACGCGUCCAUCACGUACGGCCCGUACGAGAAGGUCCCCGCGUUCACGGUCGACAGAAUGAGCAUCCACUACGAGAACAACUCCCCCUUCGUGACGAUCACGAACCUGGACCGCACGAUCGAGGUGUCUCACUGGGGGAAUAUCGCCGUCGAGGAGACGAUAGACGUGGAGCACACGGGAGCCAUCCUGAAGGGGCCGUUCUCUCGCUACGAGUACCAGCGGGAGUCUCAGAGCGGAGUGUCCAGCGUCAAGGCAAUCAAGACCAUCCUGCCCGCGGCUGCCACGGACGUGUACUACCGCGACGAGAUCGGCAACAUAUCCACGUCCAACAUGAGGGUCCUCAGCGACUCCGUGGAGCUGGAUCUGCGGCCGAGGUUCCCGCUGUUCGGGGGGUGGAAGACCCACUACGUCAUCGGCUACAACCUUCCCAGCUACGAGUACCUGUUCAACUCCAGGGACGACUACCUCCUGAAGAUGCGGCUCGUGGACCACGUGUUUGACGACAUGUACGCGGAGGUGGUUACGACGCGGGUCAUCCUGCCGGAGGGCUCCCACGACAUCCAGCUGGCGACGCCGUACCCGGUGGAGCGCCUGCCCGACACCCUUCACUUCACGUACCUCGACACCAAGGGCCGGCCCGUCGUCACGCUCAGGAAGACCAACGUGGUCGAGAGCCACAUACAGGACUUUGAGUUGCAGUACAACUUCCCGCGCAUCCUCAUGCUGCAAGAGCCUCUGCUCGUGGUCAUAGCCUUCUACCUGCUGUUCCUGCUGGUCAUCAUCUACGUGCGGCUCGACUUCUCCAUCACCAAGGACGAAGGCGUGGAGAGCAAGCUGCGAGUGUCCGGGUACGUGGAGAAGCUCAUGGCUCACCAGGACAAGCGAGCGCUCACGUACUCCCGCUUCGACGACCUGCUGGCCAAGCUGAAGACCAGCAAGGAUGUCAGCGCCUUCCAGAGUGCGAUGAAAAGUAUCAAUGCCGACUACAAGGCAGAGAUGGGCCACAUCGCGGACUUGCUGGUGAAGUUGAAGGCGGAUGCCCCAGAUGUCGCUGAGAAGGUUUCUGAGUUGCAGAAGCUGGACAAGCAGCUGAAGGAGCUGUGCACACAGCAGCAGACGGUGUACGUGGAGAAGCUGGUCCCGGGCAAGAUCAACCGCCAGCAGUUCCUCGACCUCGAGGCGACGCAGGGCAAGAAGCGCGAGGAGUGCGUGGACAAGAUCAACGCGCUGCUCAAGAGCUUGCACUAGGGGCUCCGCCCCCGCCCCGCCCCCGCUUCGCGCCCCCUCCGCGGGCGAGUGUCGAGACUGCGUUCCGCACGACAAAAUAUUCCUUCGUGUUGUCCACGGCUGUAAAAAAAAAUAUCUGGGUUUCAAAGUUUUUUUUUUUUGACUUUUUAUAUUCUGUUUUUGAAUUUUUGGGCAUCUCAGUUGUUUUUUUUUAUAUGGUAGUUUUUCAUUUUGUCGUGUUUUGAUGUUAUACUUCUUUAGGUAUGAUGAGGGUGAGUUUUUAGUGUGCAUUAAAAUGUUCACGCACCAUGCAACAUUAAUUUAACAGGAUGAAGGCCAGUUUUGUUCAAAUGCAAGCUAUAUGAUUUAGCAUGAAAUUUAUUUUUAAAAGUGAAUUAAUAGUUACAGCUACUAGGCCUAGUGCCUACUUUUUUUUUUGUUGCUCAAAAAAAGUAGACACAGUUCCUGCAAUUUGGUUUUCUUCAAGGUUUCUUAUAAUUCAUCAGCCAAGAAAGUUGUGUUUGAGCAUACAAUGCAUUGAUGAUGAAUACUUUGACUUUGUUGGUUCUCUCUAUGCUUCAUUUAAUCAUGCCAGAAGUAUAACUUCUAAUGCACGUACACAGCCCUAAUUUCAAAACCUUGUUUGAGGGUAACUCAUUUGCAGUGAUCACAUGGACACCAUUAUGGCACCAUGGUUAAAGUAAUGGAAAAUUACACAAGAAACUGGGUUUCUGAGUGAAAGGAAGUGUUGAAUAAUGUACUACAACGGUAAAACCAUAGCAUUUCUUACCACACAAGUGAAAAGUGAAUAAUACGUACCUGUUUCUAUCAUUUUCAUUGGUGGUGGCAUGAGUUAAAUGAGGGAAUAAGAUUUUGUGCAAGCUUAUGUUCAAAAAAAUUAAUUUUAUAGUUCUGAAUGAUGUUUAUUUUUGUUGGUUGUGGCACACAGUGUUAUUGAUAUGAGUACUUCUUUCAUGUGUAAGGGAAAGUAAACUUGAGUUGUGGAAAAUUGUGCCCGUUUGCAUGCAGCAUACCACUGCCAUUUUUUAUGUUCCAGCUAAUCUGAAAAUUUUAUUAUCUUUUCACCACUAUCUCAGUACACACCUAUAAACAUUUUAUCUUAAGGAUAUCCUGAUGUACACCUAUUCCAACUGUUAUCAUAUUACAAGUGAUUUCAUAAAUUAGUAACUUAUUGGUACACAGUAAAACUCGAUUAAGGCAUUCCCACACAAAAUGUUUUCCCAUCUAAUACUGUGAAACUUUUUGAUUAUACCAUUUUCUUCAUAAAAUGUACUUUGUUAUUGCCCAUGUAAAAGUGACCCAAAAACUUUUGUUUCCCAUAUAAAAUGAGGUUUUUUUAAAAUUUUAUUCCAUUAUUCAUUAGAAAUUACCAUUUACUUUUUUAAUUAACAGCAAUACGAAGUUGUUGGUUGUGUAAAUUAAAAUGUUUAUUUCAGACACAUUUUCAAACGUUCCAACUUAUCUUUCCCACCGCCCCUGAGAAGCACGCAUCAGAAUUUAGCCUGUGCUGGUUGGCAUCAUGUUUUUUUUUAAAUUUUGAUAACUAUAGUAGGCCUGGGUGAAUAAUCAAAUUUUUGACUAUCAAAAUUAAUAGUUUAUUAUUCAUACAUAUUCAAUUUGAUUUUGGGGAAAAAAAAAAAAAAUUCAAUUGUUUAUGAAUAGGGCUGUUCUGGAUUCCAAAAAUCUGGGAAAAAUUUCUGGAUCACGGAGUUUCUCAUUGGGCGGCUACAUUUUUACGGGUAUUUCGUCAUUUUCAGGGUUAUUUAUGUCAAGAUUUUCUAGGGCUGGGCCGAUACCACUUUUCACCGAUUCCACCGAUAGCGAUUCUUAUGGGCCGAUACUGCCGAUACUCGAUGCCGAUACUAACCAAAGAAAUGUUUGUGUUAUGAAAGGAUAUUUUCCUUAUAAAGUAUUUUUUAAUUUCAUAUUAAGUAUUUGGAAUUUCCUAUCUCCGCAGGCUGUAAUGAAAAGAGGACGUAAAAGAGCAUAUAAUGAAGUUAUUUCAGAUUUUUAAAAAAAAUUUUGACGAUAAUCCGUACACUACAUAUUUACCAAAAAUUGAAAUCCUGCACAACCUUUUGUUACAGUUGAAUUAGACAUGCCAAAUGCACUGACAUGCAUUGGAACAGUACCAGUCCAUGAGAAAUAAUUGGCAGGAUUUGCAUUUUUUGUGUACUUCUUCCCCUAAUAGCUGGACAUAUUCAAACCCAAUUAUAAAAUAAUGUUCAACUGUUCAACAUACAGUACCUACAGUUUUUUUCAUAUAGUCAAGAAUGUUUGUUUGAACUUUCCUUUGAGAAAUGUCUUUCAUAACUUUGCAAUGCUGAUACCCACACGCUUUUGGGUACUCAUAAUUUCUACGGUUAGGCCUACCUACAUAUGCUGCCGUAAUACACUAAAUAUAAAAUAUAAACUAGUUAUUCACGUCGUCACGUCGCCAUUAAACAAGCUUCACGAAACGUCACAAAAUGUUCACUAGCGUCGGAAACUGUGUGCCACUAGAUCUGUUAAAUAAAUGUUGUAUACGUAUUACAUUUGUGUACAAUUGCGAAAGAUGUUAAUUUGAAAUGAUGUUUACAAACAAAUUAUGGGUUAGGUCAUCGAAACAGAAAACAAACGGUAGGUAUCAUAAACGCAUUAGUAGUCAGUCGUUGGCCAUCGUAAAAUCCACGUUUUAUGUACCUAGCCAGAUAUGGCCGCCAUCGGCCAAUAUCCAUUGCUACAAAUUCAAACGCGAAAAUACGCAUUUUGUAGGAUAAAUAUUAUCGAAUCGUUUUUUCUUAGUUGAAAAAGUUAAGCGUUUUUUAUUUAUAAUUCUUUAUUAUUCCGCAUAAAUGUUAUGUUGCUACACCAAUCGCACAAAAAAACGGACAUUUUUUUAUACGAAUGAAAUUUCUAUCCGCACGGUUACCAGCACUGCACCUGCCAUUUUACUCAACGAAAUAAAGAAAACGUCUGUAAACAAUUUCCAUCAGACCUGUUGUUAAACAAAGCUAUAGAAUUGUGAAUUAAAUGAGAAAAUGUUUAAUAGUUUGAAUAAUAAUAUCGGCAAAAAUAUACGUAUUAACGAGAAAUUACAGUCCAGGGCUUUGAAAAACGUACGUUAUAUAUUUAUUAUGCCUAUUAAUUUGCAUGGCGUUUCAAGACCGGUGGCUUUAUACGUUAUACUGGAUUGUACGUUAACAAGAGGGACGUACUAGAGAGAAUUUGCUGUAACACAGUUUAAGAACUUGGACUGAGGUAUCGGCGCGAAGUAUCGGCAAUUAUUUUACAGAUGCGGCCGAUGCCGAUACUCUGAAUAUCGGCCGAUACUUAAGAAUCGGAAUCGGCAUCGGCCCAGCCCUAAGAUUUUCCCACUUCUUCCAGCCACGUAAAUUUUGAAAUGACAGUAAAGCAGGAUUUAACACAGUAAUUUUAUUUUACGGAGAAGAGAGUUCAUAAGGUCCUUAAAAAUAGACUAAAACUAUCAGUAAAUGCAUGGCCCUUAGAAAUCACACCAUGUGGGUGUUACAGUUGUCAGUAUCCAGGGGAUCAGAUGGUAUAAACAUGGCACGCCGGCUGUAUGAUUAGUUUCGUUCAAAACGUGGCGGCGGCAAAGAGAAAGACAUUUGUAUGGAUCUUACGGAAAACAUCUGGCUGCAUACUCGUAAAGACUCCUAAAACCUAACAAGGUUUGACCACAUUUUUUUCUGGUGGUGGAUAAUACAAGGUGAAUGGACCGGAUACAGGCCCACACACUCCUAGCAUAGUGACAGCAUAGGCAAUUAUCUUGUCAGCGUGUUCCAAAAAUAAGUCAAACUAGGAGGGGGGGAAAAUGUCUACCUGUUUAACCCAAGCACACACACACACACUGGGUGGCAAGAAAAUACGGUACUUGUCUGUACCUGCCACACAGAUGUGCAGUGAGAGACUUAUCUCACCAGCUGGCAACAUUGUGACUUUGAAGAAGAGUCUCUACUCCCCAAAAAUUUAGAGCAGCUUGCAUUUCUCCACAAAAAUUUUAAUUAGCUGAUAUUUAGUGAUAUGACAGACUUUUUAUUUAAAUGUUAAUAAUCCAAAAAUCAAAAAGAAAACUUUAAAUUUUGAAUGCCAAAAAUGUUCUAAUUUACUAAAUAAAUUUGUAUAUGCCAUGUUGUGGUGUGAUGAAAAAUGAUUUUAUGGGAUUCUAAUUAUCUCAUUCUUAUUAUUCAAAUUUUAUAUAUGUAUUGGAGAAUAAUUUGGUAUUUGAAUUAGAUUCGAACUAAAAAACAUAUUUUUAUAGGCUUACUGUGUAAAGUGUGUGCAUAUAGUCAAAUAUUGAUAUCAAUAGCUAACCAAAUGAAUGCAUGCGACCUGCAUAUUCUGUCUUGGGCCUAGGGUAUUUAAUUUUUUCUGUUAGAGAUUUAAACUUCUUCUGUUGUUUUAUAGGUCCGGGCCUUAAUUUUAAUAAUUGUCAAUUUAUAAAUAUUUACUUUUAACAAACUAUGGCUGAGAAAAAAUUUUCUUUUUCCCAUGUUAGAAGUUUUCCUAUUUAAGACAGUUUUUGAUGACAGUUCCUUGAAAAAGUCUUAGAGUUUUACUGUAAAACUUAUUUAAGUUUUAAAGUCUUCAGUUAGCUGGAAUGCACCUAUAUUUGUCCUGCCUCUUUGUUUCCGUUUUAACUAAGAUUGAAGAUUGGAGAGGUUGAUAGUACUUUUGAUACUUAUAAUUAAAUACACUAAAACUUGAGCUUAAUUUUUUGUCUUUAUUCUGGAUUGCCUGUUUUUGACAUGUGAACUGCCUUUUUGUUUGUGCAGUUUCUGGGAAUGAAUUGAUUGACGGUUGAAUAAAAAACUGAUGUUGCCUGUGUACUGAA